GCGAGUUACUGGUACAGAGGCACUGACGCGGGUAAGUUCCGUUGGAGGAAUGUAAAUAGCGGCAUAAGUGGAAGGUCAACGCACUCUGACAGGUGAUAGCUUUUAACGCAACUGUUGUGAUGUGACGAAGAGAGGGCCGACUUCCAAGGAAAUAGCGUGAUGUCAACGGCAUCUUCGUGGUGUUUGUGGAGAGUAAAGAAGUGGAAGUUUUCCGGCCGGCAUGCAGAGAUAUUUAAGGGUUGCAUACCACCUGCGCGCGAAUACAUUUCUACAGUGAGAUUACCAAGGCCAAGGAUAAGCAGAUUUUGCCCCGCACGAAAGAUUCACAAAAGAAUUAUGGGACCACAUGAUAGUGCAAAGCAAGCGGCAGCCUUUAAAGCAGUGGAUGAAUACGUGAAAGAUAAAUCAGUUAUUGGAGUUGGAAGUGGAUCUACUAUAGUGUAUGCAGUUGAAAGGCUAGCUGAGAGAGUUCGCAAUGAAAAACUGGAAGUCACAUGUGUACCAACAUCAUUCCAAGCAAGGCAGUUGAUAUUGGAAAAUCAGCUACGACUUGGAGAUCUAGAAACUCAUCCCAAAUUGGACUGUGCUAUUGAUGGAGCUGAUGAAGUGGAUGCUGACUUGGUUCUUAUCAAAGGUGGAGGGGGUUGCUUAACGCAGGAAAAAAUUGUAGCUUCCUGCGCCCAAAAAUUCAUUGUUAUAGCAGAUUACACCAAAGACUCCAGUAACUUGGGAGACCAGUAUCAUAAAGGAAUACCAAUUGAAGUUAUUCCCAUGGCCUAUGUUCCUAUCCAAAAAAAGAUAGUUGAACUUUAUGGCGGUCCCACAGAAUUGAGAAUGGCAAAGGCAAAAGCUGGUCCUGUGGUCACAGACAAUGGAAAUUUUAUUCUUGACUGGAAGUUUGAAAAGGGAAAAUACGAUUGGGCUUCCGUCAACUCAACCCUGAAAAUGAUUCCCGGUGUUGUCGAGACUGGCUUAUUUGUGAAUAUGGCAACCAAGGUAUAUUUUGGAAUGGCUGAUGGGAGUGUGAAAGAACGUUUACCUGCUCAGUAGGGUAUGAUGACUCGUCACCAGUAGCUUGCCAUAUUAUGAAGACUGACAAAAUGAGUGACUCUGAAUCUCAUAAAAGGAGUGCAGAGCAUUCUGACAAUUUUAAGAGUAAUUUUUUAUAUAUAUUUUUUUUAAGAGUGGUUGACAGUUGUGUUAGUGGGAAAAAUGUUCAGAGCCUUAUGGAUGAUACUGCAGGAUAUAUUGAUUUUGCCAGUACAAUUUUUUAAAACUACUUAAAAGUUCUAUGUCGAAUCAAAAUAAAAUGUUAUCAUUCCUUUCA
Schistocerca serialis cubense is the source of this 1327-nucleotide messenger RNA. It is a transcript of the gene Rpi, whose product is annotated as ribose-5-phosphate isomerase. The coding region runs from base 160 to 1050 and encodes 296 amino acids. The transcript has 8 exons. Gene Ontology annotation, biological process: pentose-phosphate shunt, non-oxidative branch; D-ribose metabolic process. Gene Ontology annotation, molecular function: ribose-5-phosphate isomerase activity. Gene Ontology annotation, cellular component: intracellular membrane-bounded organelle. Lineage: Eukaryota; Metazoa; Arthropoda; Insecta; Orthoptera; Acrididae. The record is from RefSeq and is a predicted model, not a curated record.